AUGAAUGCAACUGUAUGCAGGAAACAUGAUGAUGAAGAAAUAAUUGUGGGAAGUAGUGUGGAUGACGCCGAAGCAGAGUUUGGUAGGAAUGGCCGAUUAUAUUGGCCACCAGAAGAAAUGCUUUCAUACUUCAAGCAGUUGUACAAGAAGACAGCCAAUAUGUGCGUGGCUUGGUACAACACAAAUAACCCAGACGAUUCCUAUGAAUUUACAAGCAUGCCCAUGAAGGAUGUUUGUAAUUUCAUGGAUGGAGGAGUUUCUUAUAUGCACAUGAAUUUCAAGGCAACGAAUGUGAAAACAGGGUCAGAGGAGCUCUUCUUCGCUGAAUUGGCUUUAAUCAACAACGUUUUUUAUGCCAAUAAUGGAUAUUCUACCACUGCCUGCAGCAUUGUUGAUGACAACUGUGUCGGUGGUAAAAAGGAUCUGCGCCUUAAAGAUGGUUGGCCAGCGGAGCGUUAUGAUGAAAAUAAUUGCUAUGCAUGUGCUGAGAAGAUAAAGCACCCCACAGGAAAGACCUACGAAGGAGGCCAUUAUGCUGAGGACUAUUUCGUAGGUUCUGAUUCCGAAUGA
Molecule: messenger RNA, 570 nt
Organism: Panicum virgatum (switchgrass)
Lineage: Eukaryota; Viridiplantae; Streptophyta; Magnoliopsida; Poales; Poaceae
Exons: 3
Coding region: 1-570 (189 amino acids)
Source: RefSeq, a predicted model, not a curated record